Micromonas commoda is the source of this 1059-nucleotide messenger RNA. RefSeq lists its product with no specific name. The transcript has a single exon. The coding region runs from base 1 to 1059 and encodes 352 amino acids. The record is from RefSeq and is a predicted model, not a curated record. NCBI's taxonomy places the organism in Eukaryota, Viridiplantae, Chlorophyta, Mamiellophyceae, Mamiellales, Mamiellaceae.
AUGGCCCCGCACGAGAACCUGUUCUUCGUCGAGAAGCACUACAACGACUCCCUGUACAGAGGCCAAAGGAAGGGAACGACGCACACGGACAGGGAGAUCCAGGCGGCGGCCAAUCUCCUGGGCCGCAGAGGCGUCGUCGCGGACGAGCGCACCGCGCUCGCGACGCGUCGCGCGCGCGAGCACGACCAGCGCAUCGAGCGCGUGCGCGCGAGCGGUGAAUCGUUGCGCGGCGGCGACGUCGUCAUCCUCGGCAUGGGCGGCGGCGGGCGGGCGGGCGCCACCUCGGGAGACGACGGCGGCGGGGGUAAGAGGGCGACGCGGGAGUGGGACGGAUGCGUCGCGCGCAUCGACGUCGCGAACCUCGCCGCGGGUCGGCACGGGACGACAAAAACGCGAAAACGGGGCGAAGACGAGUCCCCGCGACCGGUCCAAAAGCUCGACGCGGGUAACAGGUGGAAGACGGAGGCGAGGAUCGCCGCGGGGGGGACGGGCGGGAGCGCCGAGUUGGAACGCGCGAGACGCGCGGCGCACGCGUUGGACGGGGGAACCGACGCGCCGGGUGACGGGGCCUCGAUCGGGCGCCAGAUCCAAUCGUCCAAUCAUCCCAGUCAUCCCGACGACGACGACGACGACGCGCCCGUGGUGGUGUUACCCGAGGAUCUCGAGUUCGGCGACGACGGGUGGUCGCGCGGCGGCGGCGGCGCCCUAGACAGGGUUCGAUCCGGCGACCUCGCGGUUCCACGAAACGCCGCCCUCGAGCGCGAGAUAUCCGAGUCGGCGGCGAGAGCGGUUGAGCGAGAGGACGCGGAGGCGUUCGAUCGGGAGGCGGCACAGGCGGCGGCGGCGCAGCUCGCGGAGCGGGAUGCCGCGCGACGCCGGAAGCUGGCGGCGGCGCUCGCCGAACGACGGGACGUCGCGGCGGCGGGUGAAGGGCCCGCGAUGAGCGCGGAUUCGACUCAUGGGAAGAAGAAGAGGACGAGGAAGGGUCUGAAAAAAGCUCAUCUUUUGGUGUCCUUCGGCGGCGACGACGACGACGAAGACGCUUCGUUGGGCGCCUAG